Molecule: messenger RNA, 12094 nt
Organism: Hypanus sabinus (Atlantic stingray)
Lineage: Eukaryota; Metazoa; Chordata; Chondrichthyes; Myliobatiformes; Dasyatidae
Product: neuronal-specific septin-3-like
Exons: 10
Coding region: 612-1613 (333 amino acids)
Biological process (GO): cytoskeleton-dependent cytokinesis
Cellular component (GO): septin complex; septin ring; presynaptic cytoskeleton
Molecular function (GO): molecular adaptor activity; GTP binding; GTPase activity
Source: RefSeq, a predicted model, not a curated record
UCUGUCACUUCUCUCCAGAUUGGGAGGUAAUUUGAUGUGGCCGAACCGAGGCGAGGCAGUGGGCCUGUCGCCGAGAGCGAGGAAGACCCGAGGUUCAAUCGAUGUAAGCGCUGGGCCAAAUUGGAAAGGUCGGGUACAGUCUGGGUCGAGGCAGUGGGGCGCAGGUCCCAGAGCGUAUUGAUGCCACCAAACACAUCAAUAUAGACGUAGGGCCAGAUUGAAAAGGUCAGGGUAUCGGGGCCCGAGGCGAGGAGCGGGACAGUUCAGCUCACUGCUUUGCUCUGCGCUGAACUAAAGCUCUGUGGUUGGACUUUCUGUGUUCGACUCAGAAUGCUAUCUGCUUGUAUUUAUUGUUUGUGUGACCUUUUUUCUCUGCACAUUGGGUAUCUUCUCUUUUUUAACCGGGUUUUGAGGGUUGUUUCGUGGCUGCCCGUAAGGAGAUGAAUCUAAAGGUUGUAUUAGGUAGACAUACUUUGAUUAUAAACGUACUUUGAACCUUUGUCUCUCCUACCACUGAGCCAAGGAUUGUGAUGGAGGAAGCUGGUGCAACAACGGUUUCUCUGUGAUCACUUCACCACAGUUUGGAAGAGGAUAGAAAACUGGGCUCCGGCAUGUCGGAAGUGGUUCAAGAAGCCAAACCCAAGCCCGCUGUGCCCAUGAAACCAUCGGCAGUGGGCUCCCAGCUACUGGGCUACGUGGGAAUCGACACCAUCAUUGAGCAAAUGCGACGGAAGACCAUGAAGACAGGAUUCGAUUUUAAUAUCAUGGUCGUGGGGCAGAGUGGUCUGGGAAAGUCAACCCUGGUGAACACCCUGUUCAAGUCACAAGUUAGUCGGAAAUCCUGUGGUCGAAACCGGGAAGAGAAAGUCCCAAAAACAGUGGAAAUCAAAACAGUUGGACACGUCAUCGAGGAGAAGGGGGUGAAGAUGAAGCUGACAGUGAUCGACACACCUGGAUUCGGAGAUCAGAUCAACAAUGACAACUGCUGGGAGCCAAUUGAGAAGUACAUCAGUGAACAAUACGAGAAGUUCCUGAAGGAGGAGGCGAACAUCUCGAGGAAGAAACGUAUUCCCGACACCCGCGUACACUGCUGCCUCUACUUCAUCUCCCCCACAGGGCACUCGCUGCGACCCCUGGACAUCGAGUUCAUGAAGCGCCUGGGAAAAAUAAUGAACAUCAUUCCCGUCAUUGCAAAAGCAGACACCAUGACUUUGGAGGAGAGGCACGAUUUUAAACUGAGGGUCCGGAAAGAGCUGGAGGCGAACAACAUCGAGUUCUACCCGCAGAGGGAAUUUGACGAAGACAUGGAGGAUAAGAUAGAGAACGACAAGAUCAGGGAAACCAUGCCAUUUGCCAUCGUUGGCAGUGACACCGAAUAUCAAAUAAAUGGGAAACGAGUGUUGGGAAGGAAAACUCCUUGGGGGAUCAUCGAGGUUGAGAACGUCACUCACUGCGAAUUUCCUCUUCUCCGGGAUCUCAUUGUCAGGACCCACCUUCAGGAUCUCAAGGAGGUGACCCACAACAUCUUCUACGAGACUUACCGGGCAAAGCGGCUGAACGAAAACGGGAAUCUCACCAAUGACACGGAGGAGGUGCACGAAAGUAACCUCUGAACCAAAACAGGGGACAAAACCACUCCUCUGCCUCGGAACCGUGUGGAAAAUCUGACUUUUAUAAAAGGCGUAUUGUAAAGGUACAAAGCAAAGACAAACCUACCACUCAAAGAGAGUGGAGCUCUUUAAAGAUCCGCCCUUGCACAUUUCUGAAGUGUUAUUUUAAGAAUGAAUGUGAUGUAUAUUGAAUAGUUUAUUUAAUGUUAAUCUUUCAAUAGUUGUAAAUGAGUUUCAGUCAACCUGCAGGACUGACAGUACUAUUCCCUCUCACUGGAUCUUGCCAGCUUGUGUUUUGUGAGGAAGGACAGACACACACAGACUGUGUUCUUCCUUCCUCGUGUACUCUCAAAGGGGUGCACAGCUGAGCGAAGGUUCACACUGGAGUUUUUAAUGGAAAGUUCCAGAUGCUGCUUCCGGUCUCACCCCCCAGUGUGACAACCUAGUUCGCUGAACGUUCUUGGGCGUUGGGAUCGAUCGCGGUGAACUGUUCCUCUCAUUGCUGCUCACACACGUUUUCCAACGCAAGUCUGAUUAACAACGAGGACCCACAAAACUCAUUUUGAAUUAAUUUCCUGUACAUGUUCCCUAGCCCAGGGAUACAGAGCUGCAAGCUCCUGGAGUCCCAGCUGAGACCACUUACUGUAAAACAUUUCAGGGAGUUUAAUUUUAAGGAAAGAAUGUCCCUGCGAUGAAAAUACAUUUUGUAUUUUCCCUAUAAGCAUAAAUGAAAAUAUUGAUCAUAUUCAGUUUUGAGAACUGCAUUCAUUCCAUUAAAUACUCGGUAUUGUCUUAUACAGUUUUAUUGCUUCAAGUUUAGCAUUAAGAAGUCAACAGUAACUUAGUGGGGUUUUGGAAAUUAAGUGUCAAGUUCCAUCAGACCUAACUUUACGAGACAAAUACCCCACCACCAAUUUAGCUCCUUCUAAAACUGCCCACAAAGUAUACUGACACCUGUUUUUACAGUGAAGCAGGAUUCAUCCUGAGAAGGAUUUGGUUCCUCGCUGUGCUCACCCAGGAGUGAAACGGGGAGCUCAUUGAUGUAAACCUGCUGCCGUGGAUCUUGUGUACUGGUGCUUGCAAAGCAGGACGUAGGGUCUCUGUGGUAGGCCUCCCACCUGCUCGAAGGAAAAGUGGGAGUAGGAGGUCCCAGCUCCCCAUGAAGGCAAGCCAACAUCAGAUGGGAAGCCUCCAACCAAUGGCCUCCAGCAUUUCUCUGUGGCUUGUGGCAAUUUAACGAGAGGCACCAGUGCGAUCAAGUAAACAGCGUGUUUGCCAGACUGUACAGUGGGGUGGGUAUGUUUACCACAGGCAUCUUCAGUUCCUGUACACCUGACACCUACUGACACACCUCACUACGCCUCCAGCUCCUGUAACCCACCCAUCCCCUCCGAAUGCCCAGCCUCCAUCUCCCACACCCACCACCAAGCCCUACACUCCAUCAAACCCCCUUCCAAAACACCUCCAGUACUCUUACUCUCUCCAUUCCUCAAAACCUCCAGCCACUCCCGCAAUGCCUGCCCCACAACCUCCAAACUGUAAUCCCUACCACAUGAACCCCUAUCCUAAUCCCUGCCACGUCAAACGCCCCCCUUCCCCCUCCCCAAUCCCUGCCAUAUCAACCACCCCCUCGCCAACUCCAACCCCUCUCCACCGCCAAUCCAGAUCACUGCUUCCUUCUUGGCAGUGUCCACUCCUACUGUCUCCACUCAGUUUGGUCUUUGCCUGGUUGCACUUGCUGUUCACUGUGCUGCAUGUUCUGGAGCAUUCUUAGCAACAUCUAUAGGUUAAAUCUAGUCAAUUAGCACUUGUGAGUGAUGUGUUUAUUGAGUGGUGUGAAUAAGUGUCAUGUUUCUUUUAUUCUUUCCAAGUGCAUUUGUCCAUGAUACAGUGGCCGCAAGUCCUGUGCCUUGGGGCCAGAGAGUUGCCAACUUUUCCUAAUUUCUCAGUGUUUCCCUUGAAAGUGUUUUUCCAUGUUGAUUUUUCUUCCCAGUCUUCACCCCAGUGGACUUGAAAUCCCCCACAUAGGUUCAUAUCUGUACGGGGAUCUGUGACUCCAUGCCUUCUCGAUCUCCAGCUGAAGUAUAGUUAGUGUAGGCUGCCAAAACCCAGUGAAGAUUGAGGAUUGGACCUUGGAUGGUUUGUUGCAUUGGCUCAGAACCUGGGAUAUCCAGGUGGGGCCAAGAACAAGCAUUCUGAUCUCAACAGCAGUUAAUGAUUUUUUUCAAGACUUGUCUGGAAACAAAUAAUUCUGCUUCCAAGUACGUGGGAGGGUGUGUUGCGGGCACUGGAUUCCGAGAGGGAGACCCACAUGACUCUUGAUCGAGAUCAAUGCCAUUUCCAAUAUUCUCGUUCCAAUCUUUCAUCUAGUGAACCUUCACUAGAAGUGAAUCAAGUAUUGGGAAUUUCUAGUUAAAUUCCACGAAUGUUUGGGAGAUUGAUUUCAUUGUGCAGAGGGUAAAGAGAUAACAGAGGCCUUGAUGAAUCGUAUGCCACUUAGACAACCACACACGUAGAAGGAAGGGUCUGUUCUUUAUCAGAUCUUCCCACUACCUGCAUUGUUCAAGAAGAGCCAGCUUUGUAACAAUUGUCACUGGGCUUUGGGGAGCACAGAAGUCCUCCAACAACAACAAUGUUUGGAGGUUAAUUGGCCUCUGUACUCUGCCCCGCGUGUUGGUGGGUGGUAGAAUAUGAGGGGAGUUAAUGGGAAUGUGGGGAGAAUAUCAUGGAAUUGGUGUGAAUGGAUGUUUCAUUAUCAGCAUGGAUUUGGUGAGCCAAAGAGCCUGUUUCAGUGCAACAUGACUUCAGAAAUGGGACUCACUUGGUUCUGCUCCAAACAUGCUGAAAGAGUGUUUGAUAGUGCCACUGAGUGCCAAGGGUGGCGGAAAUCAUCUGAAUGUCCCUCUGCUGAACUUCAUGUUAGGCCUAUAUUAGACAUUAGAUUCUGUAUUGAUAAAAAUACAUUGAUAUUGAUAAUGUGUAUUGAUAAAAUUAUUCUAAGUUAUGUGUUAGUGAUUGUGGUAAAGAAUUGAUCAAUAUAUUUAGACUGAUUAGAUUUGUUACACUGCACUUUAUCUGCAAAUUACUUGAUGAGUGAGACAAGCUAAGGAAAAAUUUUUCUUUAGAUGUUGUACUUGAGGGUAAUUAAAUAUUACAUGAGGUUGAACUACAACAGAGAUUCCCAACCUUUUUUCAUGCCAUGGACCAGUACCAUUAAGCAAGGGGUCCAUGGACCCCAGGUCAGAAACCUCUGAAUUAAAACAUCCAAGUUUCAAGUACAUUUAUUAUCGAAGUAUGUAUAUAAGUUGUACAACUUUAAGGUUCAUCUGCUUACAGUCAGCCACAAAACAAGAAACCCGAAAUAAUCCAAUUUUAAAAAAGACCAACACUCAUUGUGCAGAGAGAAAGGGAAAAAAAAAACAAAUCAUGCAAACAAUAAAACGAGCAUCAGCAUUCAGAAUGAAAUUGAGUCCAUACACAUGAAGCUCAGAGUAGGUCCAUAGGCUCAUCACAAAUCGCAGUGAAACGUGCAAACGUUGGGUCUAACCAAGUUAUUUAGUUUCCUCUGCUGCCUCCUGAUACCUAACUCCAACUCAUCCUAUCAACAGCCUCUAGAUUACAUUCUGCUUCAUGGACUAAUCCAGCUUUCCUAUCUAAUCCAGCUAAUUUCAGCUAAUCCAGCAUCUACACUAUUUGCCUCAGUCACUCCCGAUUCUCCAACUCUGUAAAGUCUCUGAUAUUGUAGAGUGCUCUACCCAGUUUCCAAUUCCAUACUCUAGGCCAGGGGUUGACAACAUUUUUUUUAUGCCAUGGACCCCUACUGUUAACCGAGCAGUGUAAGGGCCCCAGGUUGGGAACCCCUUGCUCUAGUCUUGUUGAAAAAGUUUGGGGUUUGGAGUUGUUUAUCACAGAAUCUUAGAAAUGCAUAGCACAGAAACAGACCCUUCAGCCCAACUUGUCCAUGCCAACCGUGAUGCCUAUCAACACUAGUUCCCGUUUGCCCACAGUAGUCCCAUAUCCCUCUGCUCCUUCCGAAUCCAACUACCUGGCCAAAUGUCUUUAAACUUUGUGAGUGAAUCUGUCUCCCCCAUCUCCUCUGGCAGCUCAUUCCAGAUAUUCGCCACCCUCUGUGGGGAGAGAACUGCCCCUCAGACCUUCUCUCCUUAAACCUGUGUCCUCUAGUUCUAGACUCCCAUGACUUCAGAAAAGGAUUUUAAUUAAUUAUCCUUUCACUCAUAAUGUUAUAACCCUCUUUAAGGGCAACCCUCAGUCUCCUACACUCUAGUGAAAAUAAACCCAGUUUAUCCAAUCUCUCCGAAUAACUACCGUCCUUCAUUCCAUGUGACAUCCUGGUGAAUCUCUACUGCAUUCUAUUUCCACCACAUCCUUCUUGUAGAGUGGCAACUAGAACUGUAUACAAUACUCAACACAAUAUCCCACACAGCCCUCAGCAAAUUUCUGUGAGCUAUUAUUCUAUAGGUUUAUUGAGAAUGCCCACAAGUUAUUUUUUAAAAAUUGGGUAGGUAUAUGGAAAGGAAAGGGAUGGAGGGUUAUGGGCUGAGUGCAGGUUGGUGGGACUAGGUGAAAGUAAGCAUUUGGCACGGACUAGAAGGGCCGAGAUGGUCCGUUUCCGUGCUGUAAUUGUUAUAUGGUUAUAAGUAAAUGAAACUGAGUACUUUAUUAAUAAAAUUUACUUUGAACUUUGAAUUAAAAGUGCAACUAACCAAUGUUUUCUACAACUGCUUCAUGACAUGCCAACUCUUAUACUCAAUGCUUUGGCCUAUGAAGAUAAGUAUAGCACAAUCCCAUCAAUGUAUCACAACUUUCAGGGAGUCAUGGACUUACACCCCAAGGUCUCUCCCUAUGUCAAUGUACCUAAGCCCCCUACCAUUUACUCAAUCCCCCUAAAAUUUCUGGUGUGUCCUUCUUAAGACUUCUCAAUGUUUAUUUAAUAGUUUUAGUAUAGUUAGGAUCAGGUCCAAAGGCACUGAGGUAGGAGCAGAUAUCUUCUUGGGAGGUAUCACUAGUGUCACCCCAGAGACAGGAGAAGUCACUUCCUCAGGAAGGACAGUUCUACCUGUUGAGUGAUUUGUAGAGGAAAUGGUCCAAGGUUUAAGAAGGAUCAAAGAGCAGCAGUUUCUGAAGAGAGGUGAGGCUUAAACUGGCCUUGGGGUGUCGUCAGGUGUUGGGAAGACAAGCUGCUCUCUGAUAAUACGGACUGUCCUGGGCCAUGCAAAGUGGGUUGAGGAGCUCUUCAUAUUUUAUAGAAUCAUAAUGUUAGAAUAAAGAGCUUCCUGUCUAUUGAAUGCCAACCUGGGUAAGGCAGCACCAUGUUGAGAAGCAUUUCUUUAUGGACGGGACUGGAAGAAACAUGCUGGGUGGCACUAAUGAAUGAGAUUUAUGUUCAAGUGGGAGGUUGUUGGGUGACACAAAUACAACAACCCCAGUUCAAUCCUGACCUCUGGUGCAGAGUGCCACGUUCUCUCUGUGACUGUACAGUUUGUGGGCUGGUAGGUUAAUUGGCCUUAGAAUGUGGUCAAGUCUGGAAGGAGUUGUUGGGGCAGUGCAAAGUGUAAAAAUGCAUUAGAUUAGCACUAGUGUAAAUGGGUGGUCAACACAGAUUUGAUAGGUUGAAUAGGUCUGUUUGGUGUUGCAUCACCCUAUGACUAACAGGCUAAAUAUUUUAAAGUUCAAAGUAAAUUUAUUAUUAAGGUACAUAUAUGUCACCAUAUUCAACCCUGAGAUUCAUUUACUUGCAGGCAUACUCAAUAAAUCAAUAAUAGAAUAAUAAUUAUAACAAUCAAUGAAAGACCACACUAGUGUGGUUGUUCAAUCAGUGUGCAAAAGACAACCAUCUGUCCAAGUACCAAAGAAAUAAUAAAUAAAUAAGUAAUAAAUAUCGAGAACGUGAGAUGAGGAAUCCUUGAAAAUGAGUCCAUAGGUUGUUGGAGCAUUUCAGUGAUGGGUUGAGUGAAGUUAUUCCCUUUGGUUCAAAAGCCUGAAGACUGAGGGCUAGUAACUGGUGGUGUGAGUCCUGAGGCUCCUGUACCACCUUCCUGAUGGCAGCAGUGAGAAGAGAGCAUGUCCUGGGUGGUGGGGGUCCCUGAUGAUGGAUGCUGCUUUCCUGCGACAGUGCUUAAUGCAGCUGUGCUCAGUGUCGGGGAGGACUGGGCCAUAUCCACUACUUUUUGUAGGAUUUUCCAUUCAAGUGCAUUAGUAUUUCCAUACCAGGCUGUGAUAUACUCUCCACCACAUGCCUAUAGAGAUUUGUCAAAGUUUGAGCUGUCAUGCAGAAUCUUUGCAAACUCGUAAGGUGCUGCUGUGCUUUCUUCAUAAUUGCACUUCCAAUAUUAACACCAUUCUAAAAUUUUAUUUCUGACUUCUGGUGUUUUGCUAUUGUUUCUCCACUGUGCUUCUGUUAUUGUGUAAGUUAAAGUUUCCUUUAGGUCACAAAUCUUCCAUUGAGAUAUUCUGCUCCUUCAGCUUUCCGGAUAACAUGCCACACCAUGGUCAAUAACCACCUCACACCCUGAGGUCAGAGGGAGAACUUUUACUCAGAUAUACACCAGCAUCCUCCUCCAUUCAUUGGUGUCUCCUGAGCCCCUACUGCUGUGCCAUUAACAGCUACUAAUGUCCAUUCCCUCGUCUUCCACCCCCUCCCACUCUGUAACCCAAUCCUUCAGCCUCCAUCCAUAACCAAACUUCUCAUUGCCCUUCUUCUAAUUCUCCCUUUAGCUUCUAUUCUGAUUUUCCUUGUGUCCCUGUUACAUUAAUGUCAGUUUAUUAAUGCGAACAUUAAUUAUUAGAUCCUUAAAUGGGCAAAUUCAGAGUGGUGAAGUUGUAGCACAUGUCCGCCCUUUUGCCAAAAUUAAAAUUUAAGGACGUUGCUGCUUUAAGUCCCAGUAACCCUCUCAUGAAUCUAUCCCGCAUUCUUUCCAGCUUAAUGACAUUCUUCCUACAACUUGGUGACCAGAAAUGUACACAAUUGUGCUGCUGUACAUCCAUAUCACUUACUCCAACACUGCCUCGUUGAACUUUACUGUUUCUGCUUCGUUUGAUUUUUUAAGAUAAUAAAUUAGAAAUUUGGAUGGAAGCAUUUGUUUUGAUUUCCCUCCCAGAUGGUUAAGUCAAGGUCAGAUUCAAAAUUAAGGUCACGAAGGCAAACCAGGCACAUAUGAUAGUUAAUACCGUGUUCGAAUUGGGAAGUACUGAGAGAGGAGGAUGUAGGGGAAAGUGGUUCAGUAGUGGAACAGGGUGAUAGCCAAGUGGAAAGUCACCAAGUAGGAGAAAGAAUGUCAUUAAGCUGGACAGGAUGCAGGAAAGGUUCAUGAGGAUCUUAUUGGGACUAGACAGCCUGAGUUACACCGGAAGUGUGGAUAAGCUGUGACUUUUUAUCCCCAGAGUGAAGGAGGCUCAAGGUUUGCAUUCUAGAGGCGUGCAAAAUAGUGACAGUCACAAACAAGGUGGAUGGUCACAGUCUAUUUCCUUGUGUAGAGGAGGCUGAAACUAGAUUUAAGGUGAGAGGGGGAAGAUUUGAAAGAGAGCUGAGGGGCAAAUUUUUCAUGUAGAGGGUGGUAGGUAUAUGGAAUACAUUGCCAGAGGGAGCUGUAGAGAUGGGCACAAUUCAAUAUUUAGAAGACAUUUAGACAUGUACAUAGAAAGAGCCUAGAGAGAUGGGGGCCAAAUGCAGGCAUCAGGAACCAGCACAGCAUGACAUCUUGGUCAGCUUGGGUGAGUUGGGUCAAUGGGCUUGUUUCCAUCCUGUCAACUCUAUGGGUCUUUGACAUUUGGAAUAUUUGUGUGACUAUGUGGCAAGGCUUGGGGAUGUGGACAAAUGUUGGCGUGGGGAUUAUGUUAUACAAAACAUGAUAUGUGUAAGUGGGAAGGCAACAACUGUUGUUCAAAGGGAAAAAGACCUGGUCCUACAUUUAUGAAGUGUGAUCUCCACUUUGAAUAGGUUUUCGCCUAUAUUAUUCAGUGUAAAGUUUAUACAAAGCUAUUGGAAGAGAUAUUGAAAAGGAUGACUAAAGUGUUGAUCAAUGUGAUGGAUUUCAAGAAAUGUCUUAGAAAGGAGAAGAGAUGAAGUGAGUUAGAAAGAGAAGUCCAGAUUUGAUUAAAUCAUGAGGGUAGGACAUAGUUAUAGGGAGGAGAAGGUCAUAGUAAAUGAAAGUGGGACUGUAACAUUGAGGUAGCAUUAAAUGAUAUAGUUGUGAGACUGUAAUUGUGAAGGCCGCGCUUUGUACAUAUGGGGACUGGCUUUAAACUUGACACUCCAAAGGUUGAGGCUAUUGUAAAUUGUGUUUAAGUAUGGUACGAGAUUUCCUUGGGUGGGGUUUGAGUUCAGUACAAAAGGUUGGUUUGAGGAUGGUGAAAAACGUUGUUAAAAAGUGUUUAGCAAGGCCAAAAUAUGUUUGGGGUUAUUAUGAAAAGUCCUUGGGUGGAGCAGCACUAUCUGACAGAUAGGGAGUCCUCCACGUGACAUUUAUUCUGGUGGGUAUUUUUGUCACAAGGCUGGGCCUUCAGUUACUUUUGUUUUAAUUCAGACUUCAUGAGCUCAGUGUUCCCAAUGUUUGUACUCAUCUACUUGAGGUUCACUUUUACGAAUCUUGUCCUCUGACACCCACGCUGGGGUCUGCUGAUAGGUGGCAACAUGGUAGACUUUAAUGUACAAUCUGUAAAAGGUCCCUAACACACAUGGGCAGUGCAAUUAACUUCAGAUCUGUCUGAGUUCUUAAAGCCAGUUGUAUGAAAUCUCUUUGUCUUCACUCCUUGAUGCUUUCUUACAGCUUCUAAUUGUACAAUCAAUAACUGACCAGAGGUGGGACUGAUAAAGAUGGGGAUCUCAAAUUUUAAAGCAGUUAGAUGCGUAUUUUCAUUAAAGUAAAUAGUGGUGGGUUAGUAAUAGAUUAUUCUUCACAUAUUUAAACCGUUUACCAUUACCAAUAGUAAUUAAGAGUGUUAAUUAUGUCAAAUCCAGUCUGCGAGGUCCUGAUCAUCUCAACUAACUGCAAACAGGUUGGGAGAGACCUCUAGUUUCAUUUGGAGUAUGGCUAGUUUUAAGACUGUGAAAUAGGAGCAGGAAUAGGACGAUGAGCCUGAUGAAUCCUGCAGCCACUCAAUGAGAUUUCAGCCAAACCAGUAUUCUGGCCUGAUCCCUAUAUCUCAAGAUUCUUUCAGUGUCCAGAAAAUGUAUCAAUAUUAGUCUUGAGCGGAUGCAACCCUUCAGAACGGCCAGGAAACAUGCGGAACUGAUUGCUCUCAUCCUUAAGGGAAAUGGAAGGGCUGGAGGUCAUUUGAGAAUUCUGCAGUGGAACCUCUGACCUCGUCAGCUUCUCACAGGAAUUCUGCCCAGGAGCCUCUGAUCUCGGUAGCCUCUCACUUUCAAUAUUUCAUUUCACCAGUCCAUUAGGACAAGAAAACAUGUCCUCUCACGGCGGUAAUCAGUGGAGUGUGACCCUCUCCCAUAAAUCAUCAGAAAGUUUAUCACAGACAAAAUUCAGCCCAGUUCCAUCAGAAAUAUUAGUUCAUGAACCCUUGUUCCUGAGCUGAUUUAAGGAAAAGCAGCAGACAUGAACCAGAAAUAUAUCUGUAAACUUUUUUAUUCAUUCCAAGAUGUCAACAUCAUCACAAGACUAGCAUUCUGUUCCCUGUCUCUAGCUACCCCUAAAACUGAGUGUGUUGCUAGGACAACAAUUAGAGAUGAUGGGGUCACCCACCUAGUUCACAUGGGAGCAGCUGCCCUUCUGUAAGGGAUGUCAGUGAACUAAUGGGGUUUUACAAUAAUCCAAUAGGUUAAUGCUCUCUUAUUGACCUUAGCUCUACACUCUGAAUUUAUUUAAUUAAGUAAUUGAGUUUACAUCCCCUGAUAGUUGCAGUGGGAUUUCUGCUCGUGCUCUGGGACCAGAACACAGACCCCUCAAUUAGGAGCUUUGUAACACUGGCAUUACAGAGCCUAACCCAAUCCUGUUUCCUGUACGAAUGGGAUUGAAUGAGAGGUUACUGGGAUCCUGGGCGCUCUCAGAAUUAUCUAGAGACCAGAAUCCUAUUGAGAAUAGACCAAAAGCAAAGUGAGGCGUCGUGAUGGGCAAGGAGCAAAUCUCAUGUUUGCGUCAGAUACUGCCUGUCUCCACAACAGAACCGUGUCUGAAUCUCUAGCCCUGCCAUAACUGAAAUCCCCUUCCCUGUUACAUUGUGCUCCUGAUUUAAUAUUAUUGACCAUCUUUGAUGUACUCUCUAGAUAUUAAAAUAUCCCAUUUGCCAAGCUUGUGUUCUGAGUAUUUCUGAAAGACACUUAGUAUAUGAAAUAAGAAAUGUUGUACAGUUGUUGUAUGUUCCUGUUUAUUCUUAUUUGUAAAACAAAAUGAUGCAUUUAUCACGGAUGUGUUUUCAAUGUGGACACAAGUAAUUCUUGUGCUGUCAGUGGUAGAGUGGAUUGUCCAGAUAUAGUUUAAAAUCUAUUGACUUUCUGCAAUAAAAUAACACAA